CCGCAUUCGUUCAGUCAGGCUGCUCAUUGACUUCACCAGGACACCGUGCUAGAACAAGGCCUCUAACGGCGCAACCAUGGACGCGUGGGGCGUUCAGUUCGGGAACCUUUCCAAAGUCAGCCCCUUCGAGGGCCCACAGUACCACCUAGCCCCCAAGUGGGCUUUCUACCUGCAGGCAGCUUUCAUGGGCUUCGUGUUUUUCGUGGGCACCCCUCUGAACGCCGUCGUCCUCUUCGUUACAAUGAAGUACAAGAAGCUUCGACAGCCUCUCAACUACAUCCUGGUGAACAUCUCCCUAGCAGGCUUCAUUUUCGACACAUUCUCUGUAAGCCAAGUAUUCGUCUGCGCUCUUAGAGGUUAUUACUUCCUCGGUUAUACGUUAUGCGCGUUGGAAGCAGCAAUGGGAGCUAUUGCGGGUCUUGUGACGGGAUGGUCCCUUGCUGUUCUGGCUUUCGAGAGAUACGUGGUCAUCUGCAAACCCUUCGGAGGCUUCAAGUUCGGACAAAGCCAGGCCGUCGGUGCCGUGGUGUUCACCUGGGUCAUUGGCACCGCCUGUGCCACUCCUCCAUUCUGGGGAUGGAGCAGAUACAUUCCCGAGGGUCUCGGCACCGCCUGCGGACCUGACUGGUACACAAAAAGCGAAGAGUUCAAUUCAGAGAGCUACACUUACUUCCUCAUCAUCACCUGCUUCAUCAUGCCAAUGACCAUCAUCAUCUUCUCUUACUCACAGCUCCUGGGAGCCCUGCGUGCUGUUGCAGCCCAGCAAGCUGAGUCAGCCUCUACCCAGAAGGCCGAGAAGGAAGUGUCCAGGAUGGUUAUUGUAAUGGUUGGCUCUUUUGUGCUUUGCUAUGCCCCCUAUGCCGCAACUGCUAUGUGGUUUGCCAAUGCUGAUGAAUCAAACAAAGAUUACCGUCUGGUAGCCAUCCCAGCUUUCUUCUCAAAGAGCUCCUGCGUAUACAAUCCUCUAAUCUACGCCUUCAUGAACAAACAGUUCAAUGCCUGCAUCAUGGAGACGGUAUUUGGCAAGAAGAUUGAUGAGGCCUCAGAGGUUUCCAGCAAGACCGAAACCUCUUCUGUGGCUGCAUAAAUUAUUCCAUACCCCAUUUAAAAUUUCUCAGGACCUGUUUUCCUGUUAUACUCCCCCCGAUUGUUCAAAUCCCGUACCUUUACACAUUGUCAAGGGCCAAGGGAGCCCCUUUGUCCCGAAGACGCAGCCCACUGGAUGGCCAAACCGUGGGCGAUGUCCAACUAUCCUUUCUAUCAGAACUGGUACAUCUUCAACUACGUCUUUUCUUUAUUUUUUUUGUAAUGAAAAACAUUGCUAUUUCAUGUUAAAACAAUGCAUUAUGCAUUGAUGAUGAAGUAGAAUAUUUAAUUUAUCAACUUGCAAAAGAAAAUCUAAAAAAAAAAUGAUAAUAAUUGAGACAUCCUCUUGUGUGAAUGGACUCAGGCAAACUGAAAAUGGAAAUUCCUGAUUUUGUCUUUAAAAUGCUCUUUGACUGACCCAUUAGGCACGAUGCACUAUAAUGGCGUUUUUUAUUCAAUCACAAUGAGAGCUGAAGGAAACUAAGCAUUGAGAAUAUUCUAACACCCCAUACCAAUCAAAAGUGCUUGUUUCGACAAAAGAGCAGAAUUUAACUAAGCGGUUUACUCUCCUCUCCUCUAAAGAACCUACUCAGAACCAGCUUUCUGGCUGGCUUAGCCAAGAUAAAUAAGAUCACAAGGAAUUAUCCAAGUCCAUCCGCUUGUUUGCAGCUGAGGAACCUUUCAUUGGAAGUUUGCUGGUAACAAAUAAUGAGCGACAGCUCUUGUCCAAUCACUGGCUUCAUGACGUCGGAUCUGUAAUAUCUGUAUCUAUAUUACCUCUGUACAUGUUCUGUUGUAAUUAGACAUGCGGUGUGCAUGCAUUUGUACAUGUUCACUGUUUUUUAGAAUUAAUAAAGAUUUAUAUUGUUUGAUGCA
Molecule: messenger RNA, 1962 nt
Organism: Rhinichthys klamathensis goyatoka
Lineage: Eukaryota; Metazoa; Chordata; Actinopteri; Cypriniformes; Leuciscidae
Gene: opn1sw1
Product: opsin 1 (cone pigments), short-wave-sensitive 1
Exons: 5
Coding region: 77-1087 (336 amino acids)
Biological process (GO): phototransduction; visual perception; G protein-coupled receptor signaling pathway
Cellular component (GO): membrane; photoreceptor outer segment
Molecular function (GO): G protein-coupled receptor activity
Source: RefSeq, a predicted model, not a curated record